GCUGCGCGGCUCGGCGCGGCGCGGCUCGGGCAGACGAUGGAAGGAGCCAUGGCAGACAAGGACUCAGCGCGGGGCCGGCGGGGCCCGGAACCCUUCCGCGAGGACUCUGAUACUGGCCUUGGUGCAUGUGGAUGGAUCCUCGUGAUUGUUUCGUUUUUCUUCACUGUUCUUACCUUUCCGAUAUCUGUCUGGAUGUGCAUAAAGAUCAUAAAGGAGUAUGAGCGAGCCAUCAUUUUUAGACUUGGGCGCAUCUUAAAAGGGGGAGCCAAAGGACCAGGUCUGUUCUUUGUCCUGCCUUGCACAGACAGCUUUAUCAAAGUGGAUAUGAGGACUAUCUCGUUUGAUAUACCUCCCCAAGAGAUCCUCACCAAGGACUCUGUGACCGUGAAUGUAGAUGGAGUGGUUUAUUACAGAGUCCAGAAUGCCACCCUUGCUGUAGCAAACAUCACAAAUGCUGACUCGGCCACCCGGCUCUUGGCACAAACCACCCUGAGGAAUGUUCUGGGGACCAAGAACCUCUCUCAGAUCCUUUCUGAUCGUGAAGAAAUUGCUCACAGCAUGCAGGCCACACUUGACGAGGCAACAGAUGACUGGGGAAUUAAAGUGGAACGUGUGGAAAUCAAGGAUGUGAAGCUGCCAGUCCAGCUGCAGAGAGCAAUGGCUGCUGAAGCAGAAGCAGCCCGAGAAGCAAGAGCCAAGGUAAUUGCAGCUGAGGGUGAAAUGAAUGCCUCCAGGGCCCUGAAAGAAGCCUCCAUGGUUAUUAGCGAGUCCCCUGCUGCUCUUCAGCUUCGCUACCUGCAGACCCUGACUACCAUUGCUGCAGAGAAGAACUCUACCAUUGUCUUCCCGCUACCCAUAGACAUGCUGCAAAACCUCAUGAGUACAAAACACUAAAUUGUGCUGGAAGAAGGGAUCUUCUGCAGCGGGGGUUGUCUGUCAAAACAAAUUAGCUGUUACGGCUUCAGGUAAUGUUAGCAGAAUGGGGCUUUUAAGGCACCCUCUUUUUUGUGACCCUGAGCAGAGUAUGCGAUAGUGAAACAUAUUUAGUGUUCGUGAAUGUGAGCAAUCAAAAUCCUCUCCAAGUCCUAGAAACAAACAGCGCUUUUAAAAACAAACAUCUGUUUUAAACGUGAAAUUAUUUUAUUCUCUUGGGUGACGAUCUCUUGUCAUCUACAGGUCCCCUUUCCCAAAUGGUCUGGAUGACCGCUUUGGGUGAGGAAUUUCCUCUUGGAAGGGCUGUAAAGUAAUCCCAGAGCUGGAGAGGGGUUUUCUCUCACCAGCCACACGCUGUAUAGAGCAUUGCUCCAUUUCAGAAAGUGGCAUUGGCCCUGUGUGAGGAAAUGAAGCGUUUCAGCCACUUUCUGUUUGGAUUGUAGCCAUAUGAACUGGAGCCACACAUGUGCUCAUUCACUUCUGCCUGUUUCCUGAAGUAAUCAAACAGGGGAGCACAGGAUACUGGUAGCUCUGAAAAAUCAAACCAGUGUCAUCUUAAAAUCCAGUCUGAAAAAUCAGACCAAUGUCGUCUUAAUAUCCAGUCUCCCCUCUAUGAGAGGCAGCAGUUAGUCCAUGCUGCUGAAAUGAAAUUUUCACCCCUGCCUUAACAAUGGGAGAGGCAUAAACUCUGUAGUUAUGGAUCUAAUAGGCUUGUAGGCACUGAUAUGCUCUCCAGUCAUCAUGGUUGUGUGCCUGCUUGUACAGAUUAAUGCCUUUUAAAAAAGUUUGAAAUGUCUCCGAAUCUGCCUUUAUUUAUAUAUUCUCUUUUUAAAAGUACUGCUUUCUAAAAAAAUUAAAUAAAAUAGCAAUUUUUUUGUUUGUAAAUGGUAGCCUUUCAUAUUUUGAUUUUUAAAUACACUUGUUACACAGGAUUUGAAGUUCUGUAUCUGUCUUAAAGCUGACACCUGUUGCAAAUAUAGUAUGGUUUUUAAAUGGUCUUGUAUUUCAUUUUUUUAACAAAAGAUCUGUAUACUUUUCCAGUGUCUGCUAAAUCAGGUUAAUGAUUUUAUUUAUAUGUAUUUGCUAAGAAGGAACAUCUUACACUCCCAGUUAUAAAUUACAUACCCUUGUGUAAUGUGAAGAUUUCAUAAUCUUUUAUAUUUGGUCUCAUGUUAAUCUUAGGGCAGUGUAUAGUACCAAGUCAGUUGUUCUGUGUUCCUCUGAUAACUGUAAUAGCAUAGUUGUCGCAAUGAUUGGCACAUACCCAUAAGAUUAGUUUUAGGCCCCUUCUCAUAUGUCAGUUGUUUCCUUGUUUUCUGAGCUUCACUGAAACGCUUGCAGUUCAGGUCCCCUCUGCUCAACUCCUCGCCUGCUGCAAGACUAUCGGUUUCAUUUCCUGAUCUUUCGCUUCAGUGCUCCUUGCAGUCCUGCUAACUGAACACAACUGUCUGCCCUGACUGUAAACACAUUGCUACAUAAGUGAGAGCAAAUAGAAAAUAGAAAGUUCCCACAUUUUACAUACAUAACAUAGUUCGAGAAACAUGUUCUGUGAAUCCUCUGAUGUUCAUUUGCAUAAUCUGUUAAACCACUGUUACAUCUGUAAAAAAGAAUUACAGAUUGCGCUGAGAUUAUGUUGAGCCAGAUUCAGCACCGGAAAAAACUCCAUUGGUGGCAAGAAUCCAACUCCACUGAACUUGGCUUCUAGUCAUUAAGCACUGGGAGCUAGCAUAAAAAUAAAGGCAAAGUUGAUGGUGAUAAAUGGAUCAUGGAAGUGCCCUUGUACUCAUGCUGCCUAUAAUAAAGUUUGUAACUUAUCUAAUU
Messenger RNA from Gavialis gangeticus (Gharial), 2754 nucleotides. RefSeq names its product stomatin (gene STOM). Gene Ontology annotation, cellular component: plasma membrane. NCBI's taxonomy places the organism in Eukaryota, Metazoa, Chordata, Crocodylia, Gavialidae. The record is from RefSeq and is a predicted model, not a curated record. The transcript is spliced from 7 exons. Bases 37 to 894 code for a protein of 285 amino acids.